Messenger RNA from Cucurbitaria berberidis CBS 394.84, 3254 nucleotides. Its product is annotated as WD40 repeat-like protein. The record is from RefSeq and is a predicted model, not a curated record. Bases 438 to 3158 code for a protein of 906 amino acids. Lineage: Eukaryota; Fungi; Ascomycota; Dothideomycetes; Pleosporales; Cucurbitariaceae. Gene Ontology annotation, molecular function: protein binding. The transcript is spliced from 6 exons.
UCCAUAGUUUUGUAAUUCCCAACAUGUAUUGCACUCGCCAUCUACGCUCUGUUCACGUAGUUGAGGUUGGAUGCUCACGCUGGGGUGGCAUGACGUAACGCCGAUGUUGCAACUUCACGCAAACGGUCGCCAUGAUGCAAUGGGCUGCUUACGGACGGCUUUCCCUUUGCGGCAUUUUUCCGGACCUCUAAUGACACUCCCCUCCCAAUCAACACGAGAUGGGGUUCUGGUGGCACCGCAUAUGCAGCAAAGGUCCCGCAACACCCGCAACCACCACCACAAUUCCGGACGAGUCUUUCGGCAACCUGUCAUGCAAAGCGAAGUCGCGCAUUGCUUAACUUCACCCCGCUGUAACCGCUUGGUAAAACGUUGCGUCUGAACCACUGCAACCAGGAACCACCAGCGCCGCACAUCCAUGUCGCGUACAAGACGUCAAGAUGGUGGACACUAUACCCAAGAUCAAGGUGACAGACCCUCAAGCCCGGGCUACGAGCCCUUUUGAGAGGCAGAAUGGAAUCACGACAACAAUAGAGGGACCAUUGACGAACCUGAAGCUCGCCGCAAAGCUUCGCAAUUCCACCUCACCCCCUGCGCAAGCGAACGAGACACACAAUGGCAGUAGUAGUGACGGGAGGAGACCCUCCGAGGCUGCAAUAGACCCGCUCUCGCAACAAAUACUGCAGAGAACGAACACGGCGACUGGUGUACCCAAGUUACGGCCGCAAAACACUGAGGCUGUGUAUACGCAAUCACCGACUUUGCCCAAUGAAGCGAACGCGGACAAGAAGCAGAGUGGUGAGACGACACGCGAGACAGGUGGCGCAUCCAAGGCAGACAAGAAAAAGGGCGUUUCGUUUCUAAGUCGCUUCAUUGGUAGCAACAAAAAGAAAGGCGCUCUCGAUGGCGCGAGCGACAACGGUUCCGAAGCGGACGAUCUUCGACGGGAGGGUAUGGAUGCUCAAUUAUACGUCGACAACUUCAGUUUCAGUCCAAAGGUCCCGCAGCCGCCGGCAUACAUCAAGGUACGGACAAAGUUCAAAAAGGAGAAAGAGUUCGAUCGCGUCUUUCUAGCGCAACAGCUUCGUUGUGGAUCGGAUAAGAAGAGUCCACCUGCUGCUGGAUCGAAUCCAGCGCCUCAGUCCGGGUCAGCCGCUACUCAUAACCCUACCUGGGCUGUCGAAUUUAGCAAGGAUGGAAAGUACCUCGCCGCUGGUGGGCAGGACAGAGUCGUUAGGGUGUGGGCGGUGAUAGCGAGCCCCGAAGAACGUCGGUCACAUGAGAGGCACGAGAGUGACCCGCACGCGUCCGGUGACGGGGCAAAGCACCUCAGCGCGCCUGUCUUUCAGCAAAAGACCUAUCGCGAGUACCAUGGCCACACUUCUACUAUCUUGGAUCUAAGUUGGAGCAAGAACAAUUUCUUAUUAUCCUCAUCCAUGGACAAGACUGUGCGGUUAUGGCACGUCAGUCGCGACGAGAACCUCUGCACGUUCAAGCAUUCGGACUUCGUCCCUUCAAUACAGUUUCAUCCUACGGAUGACCGGUUUUUCCUCGCUGGGUCGCUCGAUGCAAAGCUGCGGCUUUGGAGCAUACCAGACAAGAGUGUGGCAUUUUCAAUCACAGUACCGGACAUGAUCACUGCCGUUUGCUUUACACCAGACGGAAAGACCUGUAUAGCGGGGACACUGGGCGGGCUAUGCAUGUUUUACGAUACCGAAGGGCUUAAAUGGCAGUCGCAACUUCACGUAAAGUCGACAAGAGGGCAAAACGCCAAAGGCAGCAAAAUUACAGGUAUUCAAGCGACGUACUGGCCACCAGGAAGUGCAAAUGGAGAAGUAAAGCUUCUAGUCUCGAGCAACGACUCAAGAUUACGGGUCUACAACAUGAAAGACAAGAGCCUAGAGAUGAAGUUUAGAGGCCACGAAAACAACUGCAGCCAGAUUCGGGCUGCGCUCGCUGAUAGCAGUGGACAUAUCAUUUGUGGUAGCGAGGACCGAAAAGCGUACAUUUGGUCAACAACCGCUACCGAGGGCGAAAAGAGGAAUGAGAGGCCUGUGGAGAUGUUCGAAGCCCACAACUCAAUCACCACAUGCACGGUCAUUGCCCCGGUCCAGACCAAGCGGCUGCUCAGCGCUUCGGAAGAUCCCAUCUUCGACCUCUGUAACCCUCCACCAGUUACCUUGGUGUCCCGCGCUGAAUCGGGAAUCUCUUCACGAGCGCCUACUGAAGCAGGCUCAGCGCUUCCGACGCCGGCUGACACGGAUGCAACGUUCAAGAGGGCUGCAGAGAGCCCAGCAUAUAUCGCACGUUCCGCUCAUUGUGGUGGCAACAUUAUUGUCACAGCAGACUAUACGGGUUCCUUGAAGGUUUUCAGACAGGACUGCGCUUUCGCCAAGCGUUUGCGGAUGAGCGAGACGUGGGAGACGUCAUCGAUGAAAAGAUCGGGAUCCAGGAUCGGGCGACCGAGCAGCAUCCUUUCACGUACCAGCCGGACUAGGAGAGAUAGCGUAUCGACACAACCACCCAAUGACCGUAUCAUGACUUGGCGGCAAGGUAUCUCACAUGGCAGCUUCGACUCGACGAACAGCUCCGUUGCAAACCGCAGUGCCUCGCCUCGCAAGCCCUUGGUUAGUCUCGGCUUGCAAUCACCACGGCCACUAGACGCUCCUGCGCAGGCUCCUACACAACCUGUCGCGGCUGCUAACUCUGGACUCACGGGAACUCCAAAGACAUCCAUGUCCAUAGAGCGCACCACAUCCACACAAAGCGUCUCACACUCUGAAAACUCGUCCUCGCCUCAUAAGCAGCCCCUGACUCAGGCGGAACCCGAGCUGUAUGAUAGCUUCGACCGUCGGCCGUCCGCUUCAAAUCCCCUCGCUGUGUAUAACGGCCAAAGCUGGGCUUUCUGGUCGACUCGCGAUAAGAGCGGUCUCACUGCCUCGAAUGCCGACGACGACAGACCAAACCUGAACCCAAGACUUAGCAAUGCUAGUCAGAUUAGCAAGCUGACCAGCGAGAUGAGCGAUCCAGGUCAUAGUGGAGAUGAGAGUCGUAAGGAUGAUAUCCAGUGUAUCAAGUGUGGAAGUGAAGAGUUCAAGGUCCGGUUUCAAGAGGGGGAGAAAGUGCUAGUCUGUGGGGUCUGCGCGAGGGUCGUUGAAUAGUUCUCGUGAGCCUUCGCAGUGUUGCAGAGCUGUAGUACAUAUGCGCUAGAAUAAGAUGCUACUAAGCAGGUAAGCUCACACCUCCCUUGUUGAGCU